UCAACGUGUUUCGUCUAGUUUAAAAGUUACAGCUGGUGUUGUUUUCCUUUCGUUAUUCGCAGCCACAAGAAGUCCAUUCACCUCUUGUCUUUUACGGACGUAAACAUGAACGGGGUACUGUAUGUUGCGCUCUGUGCACUUCUCAUAAACAGCUGUAUUUAUGCAGCCACCACCGGCAAGGAAAGGCCUAAACCGCACGAAGAUCUGACUCUGUCGGAGAAGGAGCACACAGUGGAUGGAGAGCAUAACCCGGAAUACGACCACGAGGCCUUCUUAGGUGACAUGAAAGACGAAUACGAUGAGCUUCCACCAGAAGAAGCUUCCAGGCGCCUGAAGGUUUUAGUGAAGAAAGUGGAUUCCGAUAAAGAUGGGUUUGUCACCGAAGAAGAGUUGACGAACUGGGUUAGGGACGUUUUCAGCAAACGCCUCUUGGAGGGAAUAGACGAAGAUGUGAAGGGAAAAGAUACGAACAGUGACGGCAAGAUAACCUGGGAUGAGUACACGAAGGCGACUUACGGUCCGGAAGAGCUCGAAGAUGACACGGACGAGGAAACAAAACAGCUGCUACGAACAGAUAAAAGACGGUUUGACACGGCCGACAAAGAUAAAGAUGGAGCUUUGUCUAAAGAGGAGUUUGUACACUUCAUGCACCCUGAAUCAUCGGCAGAGAUGGGAGAUGUCCAUGUUUUGGAAACUAUUGAAGAUAUUGAUCGUAACAAAGAUGGUGUCGUAAGCUUGGAUGAAUUCCUGGGAGACUACCGUGACCCAGAUGACAAGGAAGCAGAAGAACCAGAGUGGGUGAAGGAGGAAACCAAAAGGUUCAAUGAGGAAUAUGAUAAAAAUCAUGAUGGCAAACUUGAUAAGGAGGAGGUGAAACUUUGGAUUCUUCCUGAAACUGAUCACAUGGUGGCCCAAGAGGAAGCACGCCAUCUGGUAUCAACUGCAGAUGAGAACAGUGAUGGCAAACUGAGUGAGGAGGAGAUUGUGAAAAACCACGAAACUUUUGUUGGCAGUGAAGCCACAGACUACGGCCGUGCUUUACCAAAGCAUGAAGAACUAUAAGUUUACCUGUUGGUUUUGGUACUUUUGGAUAAAAAAAUGUUUUUGACAGAAAUUAGCAUUUUAAAGAAGGGUUUGAUCCUUCAGCUAGUCAGAACCCUUCCUAUGGAAACAUAUUUAGUUCAAAGGACCUUCAAUUUUUCACUAGCCUGUAAUUCAAACAACUGUGUGACUUGCUUCACUAUUUCUUGAAUUAGUUGACAAAUGGAUCAAAGUCACAAAAUUGUUUCUUUGUUGGCUACUCAGUCACAUCUGUUUGUUGGGUGUACUGUAGUUUAGAAUGCAGAUUUGUAACUUCAUUCAAGCCGUUUAUAUACUUUUACAAGAAAAGAGAGGCCACUUUGCCACUUUUUAAAGUUAUUAUCAUAAACAAUCAAAAACUGAGAGGGGAAAAUACAUUAAUUUUGUCACAGGUGAUUUAAGGGUGACCAAUUAGAGAGGAUUUGAUUAAUUCAAUAAAGUUUUAAAGAUUUUAUUUAAAA
Messenger RNA from Orbicella faveolata, 1541 nucleotides. Its product is annotated as calumenin-like. Gene Ontology annotation, cellular component: endoplasmic reticulum. Gene Ontology annotation, molecular function: calcium ion binding. Lineage: Eukaryota; Metazoa; Cnidaria; Anthozoa; Scleractinia; Merulinidae. The record is from RefSeq and is a predicted model, not a curated record.